AUGUGGUUACUUUUUUAUUUUGUAGCUGGCAUCGCUUUCCUUCCUUUCCUUUGAACUGUAACCAUGGAGAUAUGCGAAUUGCUGCAGCUGGAGGAUGUAGUUCAAACCACUAAGCUUGGAAACCACCGUGACCAAUACAACUAUUUUGUUUCAGUCAACAAAAAGCUUACUGACCAGAUUUUUAUGUGUAAAAAUAUUGUCGAUCGACUUGUUGAUCCGCCCUGGAACGCAGAUCCAAUGCGGAAAUCCUUUUGGAUACACGCUGCUGGUGGAAUGGCAAUCGAGCGCGCCUCUGAAAUUGCCCUUCAUCUCUGCAAACGAUUUUAUCCUGACCAACUCGACAUGUUUGUCUACACAGAUACUUUGAAUACUGAAGAGGAGCGUAUUCGUGUUACCUCCGAUGGUGAAGUGGUUGAAAGGACUACGUCAGUGCUAAAACCUACUGUUCAUAUUCGAUUAACGGUAGCCGCCUCGUCAUUUCCAAAGGAUUCUCGUUCUUUGCAGUUAAACAUCAAAACUAACGACUGUACCAUCACACACGUUGUCUGA
Hydatigera taeniaeformis is the source of this 549-nucleotide messenger RNA. The record is from the annotation of a GenBank genome assembly. Lineage: Eukaryota; Metazoa; Platyhelminthes; Cestoda; Cyclophyllidea; Taeniidae.